UUUAUUUAUACAUAAUAUGAAUAUAAACCAACAUGAUUACAAAACAAGAAAUGUGGACAAUAGAUCGUUGACGUCUGUGUGUCCAAACACAAAACAGUGACGUCAUCCGUCAAGAACAUGCGGGUAAAUACAAUUACGAUUUAAGUUAAACAUGUUUAAACAAAAACGGGUCCCUAAAUGUCAGAGAAAACAUGCUGCACAUGACACUCGUGUUACACCAAUAAAAAGGACUUCACGGUCUCUGUUGUGCAGGUGCGCGCAUGGCAUGUUUUCAAAGAACAAAGAGCCAUGUGCGCGCACGACCCUCUGUUUCUAAUGACACACGUGUAAUCUGAUCACGUCCAGUAAUCCUCGUGAAUAAACACAAACUACAGCUCAACUCCACGCACUGUCAAGAGCGCACUACCUCAAACCAAACUAGCUACUGCGACACUGUGAAAUAAAGAGGGAAAGUAAUAAUGCGCGAUCUGUGAAUAGAUUGCAAAUGUCAUUUCCAUAUAGGCCUACAUAUUGCGAGAAAACCAUCGGAUGUAGUUGAACGUCGAGAUGGGGCGCAGCUGUUGAACAAAAACUCGCGUUACGCAACAACUGUGGCCAUGCUUUUGUAAAAAUAAACAUAUGGUCGUAUUGCAAUACGUUUUAGCACAAUUAGUGUAGCACAAAACAAGUUAAGAUUAAAAAGCAGUCUUAACGUAAGGAUUCAUUGACAAAGACGCUCUGUUGCGCACAAAGUAGCACUACGACAACUUGUGCCGUUUUGCUAUCACAAAGCAACGCCUCGUCUCUUUCCACUGCGGUGAACAGUAAUACUGGUCAGGCAGAAGAAAACAUGCUGUGGCUCUGCUCCUAAGAAACUUGGUUCGAAAAAGAGCCCCGCCCUCUCUUUCUGCCUCUUCUGAAGCCUUAUAACCAGAUGCCCGUUCUUCAGGCGCAGAUACACAAGAACGGCACUGGACUUGACCACAGUUUCGCACAGAUCCUGGAGCCAAGCGAAAAAUACCUGACGGAUUAUAUCUAUACGUUUGUUUGUUUUUUCAAAGUUAAACCCUUCUUGCGGAAGAAAUGGAUUUUUUAAAUCACAACUACUUGAGUGCGCGCAACCCGUAUGACUACACCUUUAAUUUUUGGAAUGACUAUCUCGGGCUGUCCACGUUGGUCACGAAGAACAAGCACAGCGUCCCGCAGAGUCCCAACUCCAUCACGGAGUCGCUGAAAGCUACCCUGGGCUUGGACGACUCCCCUCCGUGCCCGUGCGCAAUCGCGGCCGGAGGUGAAGGCGAAAGCGGAGGGCACCUGGACUCUUGCUGCUGCCCUCCGCCUACCUCCAUUUCCAUCCUGGACCUGAAAGAGCGCUUCUCCAUCCUGAGUCCCUUCCAGAACCAAAACCAGGGCACGGGGGGGCUGAUGUCCUCCUCUCCGGAGCGGGAGAUGGGCAUCGGAGGGAGCUUCGCGGGAUUUGAUCUGUUCGGUGUAGAGAGGAAGAUGAGAAAACCGGCAGCGCGGAAUAAGCAGGAGCCCAAGAUCUGCGUCUUCUGUCGGAAUAACGGCGCGCCCGAGGAGGUUUACGGCUCCCACGUUCUGAAAACCCCGGACGGGAGGGUGGUGUGCCCCAUCCUGCGGGCGUACACAUGCCCCUUGUGCAGCGCCAACGGGGAUAACGCACAUACAAUAAAAUACUGCCCUCUCUCCAAAGACCAGCCUGGCCAGAGAGUGCUGAAAGGAGGCAGAGCUGUGGGUGGUAAGCGAGUGAAAAUCUUCUAGAAAAAGACUGCUGCGUAACUAUAGACUUACAUUUAUUGCACUGAACAUUUCUUUCCAAUGACUGUUCUGAUUGCGGCUUUCCGAGUCUAAACUAGGCUACAGGAUUUAUUAAACAAAUAAGAUAUCAAUGUUUUUGUCAAGAAUACGAAAAAAAAUCUCUUAUAUUUUUAUAGAUACUUUAUUUCCAUAGUUUUAUUGCAUACUUUAUUCAUAAAAAAGCUAUUUUUCCUUUUCACACAUAGGUUUAGAUGUUUAUUCGUUGAGAAGUCACGAUUCAUAGUCACGUUUUUAUUGAAAUAAUCAAACAAUAAUGUUAUUUUUGUUUAAAAUGGGAGACAUGAAUGUUAGCAAAUAUAUAUAUAUAUAUAUAUAUACACUAGAGGAGUUGCUCUUCUGUCAAACUCGAGUAUUUUCUUUACUGUAAGCCAAGCUUGCACCUCAUUUUUGUCUUUUAAACCAAAGUUUAUUUUUUGCCAUUAAUCGGUUUUAAGAAUGUUCCACACGUCUUCAUUUACUCGACAGGCCUUUGAAGUGAAGUUUAGCCCUAUUCCGUUCUUCCCUCAGAGCCCACUCCAUAAUUUCCUUCCCUCCGGCCUCUGACAUUUAAUACGCGCAUGCACGGACGCGCAAGAGCAACACAAUAGAGUCUCUGUUGCUCGUUCAUGUUCUCCGCAUAACUUUACAAUCAGCCAAAUUAUUUCAGACCCUACCGACAGAGCAAGACUAGGUGACAUUUUACAUUACAAUGUCCCUGUUACACGCAUUACAUGUAAAUAAAACGAAUAACCAUAUAUAGUCACACUAACAAAGUGAAGCAGCUCCAAAAAGAAACGAAACAGGCCUAUUAAAGGACAUUAGUAUUCAACACACUGUAACAUGAACAAUCUAAUACAACGUGUGGCCACAUGUGCCCAGAUAUCGUUUUAAAUGACUCUAUGAGGUGCCCUUUCAAUGUUUACACCCCGAGUAGGGGAACACACACUGGAGAGAAAGAAAUCCUAUGGGUGCCUCUGCUCAACAAAGUUCACCUUUCUCCAAAACAUCCCGGGCGGGGAAGGAAAAGGUUCAUGAAAAACAAACAGUUUGACCAUUUUUAAGGGUGAAAUAAAGCACGGUUGAAUGUUCUUAAUAAAAAAAAGCUUUUUUGUAAAAACAAUGUAUUUGCCCCGUUUUGCAUUACCUACAAUAAAAAAAUCCCAAAAAGAAAACAAAAUAAGGAUGCAACCAUAUCGUGAAUGUACAAUUGACACUUGCAGGACUGCACAUUUCUGACAGUUACGUAUGUUUACCAAAGGAAUUCAAUUUUAAUGAAGUGAGGAAAAUAAAUUUGCUGUAUUGUAAAUACGUACCGAAAAAUGGAAAAGCAUUAAGUGAUGUCUAUUCAGUAUUUUACUGUUAAAAAGUGACUUCAGAGGGAUCUACCUCACCAGGAUUUUGUACUCACAUGUAAAAUGUCAACAGCCGUUUAUUAAUAUAGUGUACCAUUUAUAACAAGGGUUUAUAAUAGUAUUUUUGAUCUUUGUAUAACAUAAUUGUAUUUUUUUUCAUUGCAUUCUACAGAUGAAAAGUGAAAUUCCAAUAAGCUCGAAGCGUUGUUUGCUAAUAGGCUGUACAUAAUAUGAAUAAAUGACAAUAUCAUACAUUUUAUGUUGCUGUUCGAUGUUACGCUCGUGGGUGGUGUGAGAGAGCGACUGAGAAUUAAAUGUUGCCGACGAUUUGCCACGUUUGUAAUUAAAAGAAUAAAAAUGAAACACUGUUGAAUUUUCUUAUUUAUAUUUUGUCACAAUUUCCCUGUAUGCUGCUGUGCAGAAAUUAAAGAGAUGAAUUCACUAGAGAAAUAAACAGCGUGUGAAAUGGUUAAUGGUGCAUUCAUGUUGU
Triplophysa rosa is the source of this 3639-nucleotide messenger RNA. It is a transcript of the gene nanos1, whose product is annotated as nanos homolog 1. The transcript has a single exon. Gene Ontology annotation, molecular function: zinc ion binding; mRNA binding. Gene Ontology annotation, biological process: oogenesis; negative regulation of translation. Bases 1063 to 1761 code for a protein of 232 amino acids. The record is from RefSeq and is a predicted model, not a curated record. Gene Ontology annotation, cellular component: perinuclear region of cytoplasm. NCBI's taxonomy places the organism in Eukaryota, Metazoa, Chordata, Actinopteri, Cypriniformes, Nemacheilidae.